This is a messenger RNA of Schistocerca gregaria, 821 nucleotides long. RefSeq lists its product as uncharacterized. Bases 142 to 594 code for a protein of 150 amino acids. The transcript is spliced from 5 exons. The record is from RefSeq and is a predicted model, not a curated record. Lineage: Eukaryota; Metazoa; Arthropoda; Insecta; Orthoptera; Acrididae.
AUCAACAAAAGUUAUUUGAGUAAAGAACCUCUCUGUUCAUUUCCUGAGAUGUUCGUUUAGUUAAAAACGCCGAACGCUUAGCUGUGAAGUAAAAUGUUUGUGAUUCAAGGUGUGACUUAAGAAGGGAGCAGAAAUUUCGCUAUGUGUUUGGUAGAUUCCUGCUGCUGUGGCCUUCUUUCCCUGCACAUGGGGACUUUGUUGAUCGGCUGGGCUUAUCUGUCCUCAUCCAUCAUCAUAUGUUUGACGGAGUUUACUAACCCAUGGGUGCAUCAGCUGUACUGCAUCGAUUAUAACGUAGAAUGGUCCCGCGCCGUGAUGAUCCUGUGCGCCCUCAUGGUGCUCGCAUGCGUGCUGCUGCUGAUCGCAGUCUAUGAGCAUCGGCCCUCACUGGCGACGGCUUUUCUGGUGGCAGCUGUCACCAAGGCGGCGGCGAACGUGCUGCUGUGGUCCAGGCAACAUCCGUCGCGGCCGCACGAGGCCAUCCUACACGCGGAGGUUGUCCUCAUCAACUGCACGGUGCUGCUGUACUCCUUCUGCGUGGUGCUCAGCUACUAUAUGGACGUGACGCAGGAGCAGCUGUACUACUACGACUGAUCGUCGGGGCGACGCCCGCUCUGUCUGCUACGCUGGACAUAUGGCCUGUGUCCCACGUGUCUCCACUGUUCUGUGUCACUACAGUAUUUCUACACUGAGCGUGUGUCGAUAAACAGUAGCGUUUUUGUCAGUAGACCGUGAUUCCGUUUUAUUGUACUAUGUGAGAGAAGUUUUGUUUAUGUGCAGAAUGAAAUACAGGCAUGAGUAUGAGUAAAUAAUGGAGAAAA